AUGAAUAAUUUGUUAGGUUUAUUCAGAUGAUAAACUUACCGAACAUUGUAUGCUAUAAAUCUUGAGAAUCGAUUAGUUCAGUGUUUUUAAAAAAUCAUAAAUACUCGAACAUUUCUUCGAUUUCACUUUUUUUCAAAAAUCUUAUUUAAGGUCACGCGGAAAAAUUGAAUGAUUUAUUUUAGCAUUUCGAGUAGCAGCUGAGCGAAGUCGUCUUCCUUAUGAUCGACCAACAGAUGUCGAAUAUGCAUUUUUUCCCGAAAUUCGAACUUCUCGACAUGCGAAUACUGUAUUUUUAUUAAUUCGAAAUACUGCUCUCAAAUUAUGGCUAUCCAAUCCAUUAUAUGAACUCGAAAUUCCAGAACUCAGACGAGAACUUGCACCGCCUUUUAAUUGUAAGUCUCAAUUGAAAGAUUAUCCUAUUUUUAAUGAAAUCAUACAAUUUAAAUUUAUAGCUGAUUCCCAAUUGAUUGAAAAUGUGCAUAAUUAUUUAUCUCGAUAUGGUUUAAUCAAUGUUGGAAUAUUUAAACGAAGCACCGGAAUUCCGCGGAAUAUUCCAGAAUCUGUUAAAUCUGUUGUUGUUAUUGGAGCUGGAGUAGCUGGAAUUUCAGCAGCACUUCAAUUGACUUCUUUUGGAUUUGAUGUUACGAUUAUUGAAGGACGGGUUAGUCUAAAAAUAGGAAGCAUUAUAUUUUUAAACAUUCAUUCAGGAAGAAAUUGGUGGACGGGUUCGAAGUAUUCAUGUUGGAAAUCAAAUAAUGGAAAUUGGAGCAGAUACAUUCAGAAGUUCUAGUAAGGUUUUAAAAAAUAUAGAAAAUUUAAUUUUUAUAACCUGAUGAGGAUAUUCUGAAGAAACUCUUUAUGAAUCAAAAGCAAACUUUUUUCUAAGUUCAUCAAAUAGUAUCAAUAUUUAUGAAUCUGAUUAAAAAAUGAUAUUAGAGAAUAAUUUUGAACUGAAUUUUUUAAUUGGGUUGAGUUCAAUAUAUAAUUAUUCUUAAAAAAAUAUUAUCAUUUUUUCGGUUCUAUCCAACAUUUUCCAAGAACAAAAACUAUAGUUUUAGGAUCAAACGCAAUGACAGUUUUGAUUCAACAAUUACAAGUCACACCAAUAUCAGUUGAUGAAAAAACUCCAAUGUAUGCUGAUGGGAAAUUUGUCGAUGUAUUACGAGAUAAAAUGAUCAAUGCAACCUAUACGUAUGUUUCUAAUUCUAUAUUCUUGUUUUAUUUCCCAAUUUGAAUAUUUUAGAGCUUGUCGUGAUUCGAUUGAUGUUUUGACUCACAACGCUGAACAACGACAAGAAAAUGGAUUGUAUAUUUCGAGACAAAGAGGAUUUGAAAAUGUUUUGAAGUAAGUUACGAAUAAAAAAGUCUCUGAUUAAUUUUUACAAAUAUUUACUAUUUUCAGCUUGAUUGAACGUGAAUCAAUCAUAAAAUAUUAUAAUUUUUGGAAAAUUUUAAAUGACAUCACGGAGAAAAGAGAAAAUCAUUAUCAAACAGUUAGUUUUUUCUAAACAUUUGAAACCUUUUGAACAUACUAUAUAUUUCCAGCUCAAAAUGUGUCGUGAAAUUAUAAAUAUGAAUGAGAAACGUUUGACUGAAAUUGGUUCAAGUGAUCCGCUUCUUCGUCGAUCAAUUCGUCAUGAUAUUUCAGUGACUCUGAAGAAAUUUGAGGAAAAUUUCGAAAAAAUGGAAGAAUGUGAAGUGGAAAUUCAUAAUGCGAGAAAAGCGCCGUCGUCGAAACAAGCAAUGCAUCCAUCCGAUUUUCGAUAUUUCAAUUUUUAUUUGGGACAUGAGGAAUUUGUUUUUGGUGCUCCGUUGGAACAGGUACAAAUGAGUUGCGAUGCGGUUAAAAGUAAAUUGCCAGGAGCAAGUUUGAGAGGUCAGUUACAUUUAUAUUUUCUAAAAAAAAGUAGAAAAAAUAGUUAUUCAAAACAAUAUUCAUUUUGCAGUGAAAGAAGGAGUUUCUGGACUUCUCGAAAGAUUGGUGGAAUCUCGAAAUAUGGAUGUUCGAUUGAAUCAUCGUGUUCAAAAUAUCAAUUAUGAGGAUAAUGGUGUUGUAAUUCAAGUGAAAAACGGAGAAAAAGACGAAGAAAUUCGAGCAAAUUUCUGUGUUUGCACAUUGCCAAUUGGAGUAUUGA
Molecule: messenger RNA, 2135 nt
Organism: Caenorhabditis angaria
Lineage: Eukaryota; Metazoa; Nematoda; Chromadorea; Rhabditida; Rhabditidae
Source: the annotation of a GenBank genome assembly